Molecule: messenger RNA, 2013 nt
Organism: Nothobranchius furzeri (turquoise killifish)
Lineage: Eukaryota; Metazoa; Chordata; Actinopteri; Cyprinodontiformes; Nothobranchiidae
Gene: elovl1a
Product: ELOVL fatty acid elongase 1a
Biological process (GO): fatty acid elongation, polyunsaturated fatty acid; fatty acid elongation, saturated fatty acid; very long-chain fatty acid biosynthetic process
Cellular component (GO): endoplasmic reticulum membrane; endoplasmic reticulum
Molecular function (GO): fatty acid elongase activity
Source: RefSeq, a predicted model, not a curated record
CUGUGUAGUAGAGCCAUGGGCUUUAAAUGGAGAUGAAUGAGGCCAGUCUCUUCAGUUAUCGCAGUGGAUUUGUCACUUUCACUCACUUUCUCUUGGAUUCUGCUCUCUCAGGCUGUCUCUUUUUUAUCAUUGCCAUUAAAAUCUCACCUGCAGUACUUGGCUACUGUUGGAUUUUGUUUUAAGGAGCAUACUUCACAUUUGAAGGAGGCUGGCGACUACCACUCAGUGUUUGUAUGCAUCUGUUGUUUCACCUGAUCCCUGUCACGCCUGAUCUGCUGGACCCUCCGGCUGGCUUCAGAGCCUUGAUAUCUAGAAGGACAAAAGGCAAGACGUCACCAUGUUGCGAGAAGCCAUCGCAAGCGUUUCAAAAUUCCAUGGUUACAUAAUCUCAAACGUUGAUGCCAGAGUGAAGGACUACCCCCUGAUGCAGAGCCCCUUGCAAAUGACCGGCAUCCUGGUGGCCUAUGUCAUGUUCUCUGUGUACAUCGGUCCUCGCAUGAUGGCAAACCGCAAGCCUUAUGGCCUCCACCGAGCCAUGAUCGUCUACAACCUCUGCAUGGUUUUACUCAACGCCUACAUAGUGUAUGAGUUCAUGAUGUCUGGAUGGGCCACCACCUUCACAUGGAGAUGUGACCUUAUUGAUCCCUCUUCUAGCCCACAGGCCCUCAGGAUGGUACGUGUGGCCUGGUUGUUUUAUUUUUCAAAGUACAUUGAACUCCUCGACACAGUUUUUUUUGUGCUGAGAAAGAAGCAAAGUCAGAUCACAUUUCUCCACGUCUUCCAUCACUCCUUCAUGCCCUGGUCGUGGUGGUGGGGUGUCACCCUGACGCCUGCUGGAGGAAUGGGAUCCUUCCACGCUUUGGUGAACGCGGCUGUCCACGUUACCAUGUACACCUACUACGGACUCUCCGCUGCAGGUCCUCGCUUCCAGAAGUAUCUCUGGUGGAAGAAACACAUGACUGCCAUCCAGCUGAUCCAGUUUAUCCUGAUCUCUGUUCACAUCAGCCAGUACUACUUCAUGGAUAAGUGUGACUACCAGUACCCCAUGUGGAUCCACCUGAUCUGGAUGUACGGCAUCUUCUUCUUCUUCCUAUUCUCUAACUUUUGGGUGCAGGCCUACAUAAAAGGCAACCGGCUUCCUGUUGGAGACCACAAGCCAAAACAGAAUGGUUUGAUCAGUGAACACGUCACUAACAUGGCCAACGGUAAACCUCAUGAAAACGGGUACGCCCACCACUACGCCAAUGACAAAAUCAUCCUGGGCAAAGUGAAGAAAAUCUGAGCUUGUGACUCUGAAAAUAAAAAGGCACAGGUGUUUAGUUUUUUUUUUUUACCAACUUGAAUAUGCCACUUAUUUAUAACUAGGAGCAGAUUUGAGUGAAAUAGUUCAAAAUGCUACCUCUGAUUUUGAUUUGUGUGUAUACACCUGUUCCUUUAUGAAAUACUCACAUUAAUGGGAUAUGAUGGGCUUGCUGUUUUGCCACUGAUCUCUACUUGCAACACUUUAAGAUGUUGCAAAAACUGUGAUGAACACUGAGUGAUAAUUGGUGCUCAUUUUGAUAGUAUUCCUUAACUCAGGCUCGGCCUGCAGCACUGUUAGGCUAACACAGCCUUUUGUUGCUUGGGAUUAUGGCAAUGUAUCCACUGAAUACAAGUGUGUAAAUAAUAAUUACCAUGAAGUUUAUGCAAAGAAAAACCAGAAGUUGUCAUUGUAAAUGUCAAAAACUUAGUUUCUUCCCUGAUUUUUUUUAUUUAUCUUUUGAAAUAAAACCAACUCUAGAGUUUUGUGUUAGCAGUUGUGUUUGCACUUUGUGAGCAACUUGCUACAUCUUUUUUAAUUUUAUACAGACUCAAGUAAACAUUCUACUGUAUAUUACAGUAUUAAUGCAUUUUCUUUUGUUUGAAUCAGUAACUUAAAGAUGUCCAUCUAGAAAAAAUCCACUCUGAUUCUGAAGGCGCUGUACGGUUUGAUCUGUUCAUGCUGCAUGACGUCAAUAAAGUUUGUAAAAGGUC